AUGGACAUCAGGCUCAUGGGGGCACCGACCAGGAUCGCCAGAGUCAAGGAACGCAGAAGGACCCCAGUGUCCCAUAAAGUGAUAGAGAAGAGGAGAAGAGACAGAAUCAACCGCUGCCUCAGUGAACUGGGCAAGACUGUGCCAAUGGCCCUAGCCAAACAGAAUUCCGGAAAACUGGAAAAAGCAGAAAUUUUGGAAAUGACUGUCCAGUAUCUUAGAGCGUUACAUGCUGCUGAUUUCCCGAGGGGGAGAGAUAAAGACCUUCUCUCCGAAUUUGCCAAUUAUUUCCAUUACGGCUAUCAUGAGUGCAUGAAAAACCUGGUCCACUACUUGACCACAGUAGAAAGGAUGGAGACCAAGGACACUAAAUAUGCCCGAAUUGUUGCCUUCCUUCAAUCUAAGGCCCACCUGACCACAGAGCCAUUGUUCAGCUCCUUGCAGGAAGUGGACGUGUCCUGCCAGCUUCAUUCCUCUCCGCCUGACUAUCCAAGUCCUGGUGACUCCACAUUUACGCAAAGUCCAAGUGGAUCAUUUUCUUGGCAUGGCACCACCAGGAGCCCUGCACUAAAUUACCUCACAGGUCCGACCACCAUGCCUCUGCCCUGCACGCCACCUCAGCAGACUCAACAUAGUAGCUUCUUAUCACCGAUGCAGAGUCUGGACAGACAUUACCUCAACCUGCUGGGCCAUUCCCAUGCCAAUACUUUCAGCAUGCACAGCGCACAGCAUCCUGCUGUCCUGUGA
Molecule: messenger RNA, 744 nt
Organism: Bufo bufo (common toad)
Lineage: Eukaryota; Metazoa; Chordata; Amphibia; Anura; Bufonidae
Gene: HELT
Product: helt bHLH transcription factor
Exons: 4
Coding region: 1-744 (247 amino acids)
Biological process (GO): regulation of transcription by RNA polymerase II; anterior/posterior pattern specification; regulation of neurogenesis
Cellular component (GO): nucleus
Molecular function (GO): RNA polymerase II cis-regulatory region sequence-specific DNA binding; DNA-binding transcription factor activity, RNA polymerase II-specific; protein dimerization activity
Source: RefSeq, a predicted model, not a curated record